Molecule: messenger RNA, 2274 nt
Organism: Humulus lupulus (European hop)
Lineage: Eukaryota; Viridiplantae; Streptophyta; Magnoliopsida; Rosales; Cannabaceae
Product: putative pentatricopeptide repeat-containing protein At5g40405
Exons: 1
Coding region: 128-1975 (615 amino acids)
Biological process (GO): RNA modification
Molecular function (GO): protein binding; RNA binding; zinc ion binding
Source: RefSeq, a predicted model, not a curated record
UCAUGCUUUUGUUGCAUUGUUCAGUAUAGGACAUUCAUUUUCUUAUUAUUUAGGUAUGGAUAAUUUGAUUAUUUUCUCUGUUUGCUUUAACUGAACAGAAACCUUGUUCGGCACAUCGAAUUACGUUAUGGGCUCCAUAAGAUGCAUUGCAAAACACCCAACCAUUACUCUAGUAGAAGCACUCACCACUCUCAAGGCGAUCAAGCAAGUCCAUGCUCAACUGCUAGCUAACGGUCUCCUUAACGACCAUCUCCUGUUCGGCCAAUUCGUCGCCACCAUUGCCCUUCACAACCCCAAAAAUCUUGCCUACUCGGACCAACUCCUGAGCAAUUAUGAGACUCCAACACUCUUCGCUUUCAACUCCAUGAUUAGAGCUUACUCCAGAAGCUCCACGCCCAAAAAAAGCUUUUACUUUUACAACAGAAUUCUCCGCUCGGUUAACAAUCUUUCCCCUGAUAACUACACCUUCAACUUCCUGAUUCGAACGAGUGCCCAACUAUUGGCACAUGAGACUGGCCCGUCGGUCCAUGGCGCUGUCGUGAAAUAUGGGUUUGAGAAUGACCCGCAUAUCCAAACUGGGUUGAUUUUCAUGUACGCUGAAUUGGGUUGCUUGAAUUCAUGUUACAGGGUGUUUGGAGGGAUUUCUGGCCCAGAUAUAGUGUGUCAGACGGCUAUGGUCAGUGCUUGUGCGAAAUGUGGUGAUGUUGGGUUUGCUCGUGAGCUGUUUGAUGAAAUGCCGAGCAGAGAUCCCAUUGCUUGGAACGCUAUGAUUGCGGGGUAUGCUCAAUGUGGGAAGUCGAGGGAAGCAUUGAGUUUGUUUUACUUAAUGCAAAUGGAAGGAGUUAAGGUGAACGAGGUGUCUAUGGUUUCUGUUUUAUCCGCGUGUUCCCACUUAGGGGCAUUGGAUCAAGGGAGAUGGACUCAUGCAUAUAUAGAAAAAAACCAGUUGACGAUGACAGUGAAUUUGGGGACUGCGCUCAUAGAUAUGUAUGCGAAAUGCGGGGCCAUGGAUAAGGCUAUGGAAGUCUUUUGGGGAAUGAAGGAAAAGAAUGUGUACACAUGGAGUAGUGCCAUGGGAGGACUAGCCAUGAAUGGAUUUGGUGAAAAGUGUCUUGAGCUCUUUUCCCUCAUGAAAGAAGACAGGGUUCAGCCAAAUGAAGUAACAUUUGUGGCAGUUUUAAGGGGUUGUAGUGUGGUUGGACUAGUUGAGGAAGGUCAAGAGCAUUUUUCUUCAAUGAAAACAUCCUACGGAAUUGAACCUGAGAUUGAGCAUUAUGGUUGCUUGGUUGAUUUGUAUGGUCGAGCUGGGUGCAUAGUUGAAGCUCUAAAUGUCAUUAAUAGCAUGCCUAUGCAGCCUCAUGCUGCUGCUUGGGGUGCUUUGCUUAAUGCUUGUAGAAUGUACAAGAAUUUGGAGUUGGGAGAGUUCGCCUCGAGAAAAAUUGUAGAAUUGGAGUCUAAGAACCAUGGUGCUUAUGUGCUUUUGUCAAAUAUAUAUGCCGAUUCAAAGAAGUGGGAUGGAGUUAGUAACGUGCGACAAGUUAUGAAGGCCAAAGGUGUUAAGAAGAUUCCUGGUUGUAGUAUUAUUGAGGUUGAUGGUGAGGUUCAUGAAUUCUUUGUUGGGGACAAAUCCCAUCCUAGAUAUAGCGAGAUUGAGAUAAUGUUAGGAGAGAUCUCUAGGCGGCUGAAAUUGUUUGGUUAUGUGCCGAAUACUAACCCCGUGCUCUUUGAUAUAGAAGAGGAAGAGAAAGAGGAUGCAUUGUGUAAACACAGCGAGAAGGUUGCAAUUGCUUUUGGUUUGAUAAGCUUGAGAGAAGGUAUUCCAAUAAGGAUUGUGAAGAACCUCAGGGUUUGUUGGGAUUGUCAUGAAGUCACAAAAAUGAUUUCAAAAGUUUUCAGCAGAGAGAUUAUUGUUAGAGAUAGGAAUAGGUUCCAUCAUUUUCAAGAUGGUCAAUGUUCUUGUAAGGGUUAUUGGUGAGAUACCUUAUUAAGUUUCAAUCCUGUUGUACUGGCAGAAAAUUUUGUUUUUUCUGCUCAUACAUUCUUUCUUGGACCUGCAAUUUUGGGGUGGAGUUAUGCUUGAAUACUAAAAUAUCAGCAAGUAUUUUAUCUGAUAGACAAAUAUUUUGUACUGUACUCGAUGAUUAAACCUUCAAGUCUUGUCAUGCCUAAUUGCAGUGGACAACAACUUUCAUUUCACUAUUGCUGGUUUAAAUAUCUGGUAAAGGGUAAAGGCGAACAACCCCACUUGGACACAUUUGGUUUCCAUUACAUAUA